UUUGAUCUUUGAACUGGCCUUGUCUUGUCGUAUUAUCGUUGUGUUAGACUCUAACUUAGAGCCACACAUAGAUUGACAGUACUGUUACCAAAACAAAAGUCAAAAUGGUUACAGAUUCUCCUUUUACAACCGAGAACCCGGUUUUUGCUAACUUUGUAUUUUAUGCAACUAUUGUUGUACUGAAAAUGAUGUUAAUGAGUGGAAUCACUGCCGCAUACCGAAUAACAAACAAGGUGUUCAUUAAUCCCGAGGAUGCUAGCUCUUUCGGAAAACAGACAAAACUGGUUACGAAUAAUCCUGGUGUGGAGAGAAUACGGAGAUGCCAUCUAAACGACCUUGAGAACGUCAUUCCGUUUGUCCUGAUUGGUCUGCUGUACGUGGCUACAGGUCCGAGUCUGUCCUCGGCUCUCCUGCACUUCCGGCUGUUUGCCGGAUCACGAUUGGCUCACACGGUCGUCUAUCUGCUAGCUGUUCCUCAGCCGGCGAGGGCGAUUUUAUUUACUGUUGGCAUUUUAGCGACAGCAUCCAUGGCAGUCAGCACCCUGUUGGCUGUGUCCUUUUGAAGUUACAGUCCUUUAAAAUAAAAAACCGGUCCCGUUCCACGAAGCGAUCCCCUUAACGAUCUUGGCGCUAAGAUCGCUUCGACGCCCGGUCCACAGAACAGAACUUUAUUACACUCAGGCCGUUCCACAACGGC
Messenger RNA from Gigantopelta aegis, 697 nucleotides. RefSeq names its product microsomal glutathione S-transferase 1-like. The record is from RefSeq and is a predicted model, not a curated record. The transcript has 3 exons. NCBI's taxonomy places the organism in Eukaryota, Metazoa, Mollusca, Gastropoda, Neomphalida, Peltospiridae. The coding region runs from base 105 to 563 and encodes 152 amino acids. Gene Ontology annotation, cellular component: membrane.